This is a messenger RNA of Vairimorpha ceranae, 150 nucleotides long. RefSeq lists its product as hypothetical. NCBI's taxonomy places the organism in Eukaryota, Fungi, Microsporidia, Nosematidae. The coding region runs from base 1 to 150 and encodes 49 amino acids. The transcript has a single exon. The record is from RefSeq and is a predicted model, not a curated record.
AUGUCUAAUCUGGUUUUUGGAUUUUUUUGUCUUAAGGGGCCCGUCAAAAUCUUAAGACUCCCCCCCCCUAAAAACACGUUUAAGAAUUGUAAAUAUUACAUUUUUUUUUAUUUUGUUACAAUAAACUACUGCGUGAUUUUAUUUUUCUAA